CAACGAUUUAGGAACAGCUUUUCCACAAUUAGAUUUCCGAAUACUUCAUGCAUCCAUGAUUUCCCCUCAUUUUCCACUAUUUUUGUUUUGUAAUUUAUAAUAUUUUUAUGUCUGCUGUAUCGAAACAAUAGAUUUAACGUCGCAUUCGUCAGUGAUAAUAAGCCUGAGAUUCUGCCGAAGCUGGUAACACAAGAAAAACCUGAUUCAGAUUCUCCCAGUAGGAGCGCUGCAGGGCCAGCGCAAUUCUGGUGACUGCAACAGUAUCUGGUUUUUAAGUGGCGCUCUUCAGGAAGUGACGGAGAUGCGGCGAUACUGUUCUGGUGAUGCUGGGUAAUGUAGUUAAGUGGAAAACGUGUGCCGGAGUUAGAGGAUUUGAAUUGUUGUCUGGCAUGAGCUUAAAGAGGCUUCGGGUUGAGUCUGAGAAUGGGGGUCGAAAAAAGAGGCAGCUGAAACUGGAAGUUGCAGAAUUCAAUCGGUUGUUGCUGGAAACGAAGGAGAGAGUGAGCGAGGCCUGGAGUCGGGGGCUCGAAUAUUCACACGAGUGUGGUCUGCUGGUCAGUGCUCAGCCAUUUACGCACUGUGUGGUACCUAAUUUCAUCCAGAGUCAGUCAUUCCUGACAGGGCUUCAAAAUGAACUUCUGCAACUAAACUUUCAUGAAAAAUCCAAUGAUCUCUACAAAUUUAAGCAGUCAGAUGAUCUCAGGAGAAGGAAAGAGUACCAUAUCUCAGCGCUAAGGAAAAUACUUUAUGAAGACUUUCGUAUGUUGCUGUCAGAUAUCGUAGGUGUACAACUGGAAAACACAGUUGAUAUAUCCUGCACUAAGUAUGAAUACACAGAUGUGUUGCUCUGUCAUGAUGAUGAGUUGGAAGGACGAAGAAUAGCGUUCAUCUUGUAUCUUGUACCUGAAUGGCAAGCAAGUGAUGGUGGCACCUUGGAUCUUUAUGAUGCAGAUGACCACAACCAGCCUCGGCAAAUUGCCAAGUCAUUAACUCCUUCCUGGAACACAUUAGUUUUCUUUGAUGUUUCCUCAGUCUCUCAUCAUCAGGUAUCUGAAGUUUUGGUGGAGGGCAAGUGCCGCCUUUCUGUCAGUGGCUGGUUCUAUGGGCAAUCGUUGGAGAGGCCCCCUCGUUAUAUCGAAGCUCUUUCUCCUCGAAUGCCUCAUAUUGCAUGUGAUGAAAAAAUUCUUUAUGAAUGGAUCAAUCCAAUUUACAUGGAUAUGUCAACCCAAGCUAAUAUCCAGGAGCAGUUUGAAGAAAAAUCUGAAAUUCUUCUAAAGAAUUUUUUCAAGAAAGAAAAAUUCCAGAUGAUAUGUGAGGCUGUAUCUAACCCGAAGAUUAAAUGGAAGAGAAGAGGACCUGCCAACAAAAGAUGCUAUGAUCAAGCUGAGGAAGAUGGUCUUCCUGAUAUUCUUGCUGAAUGUAUGAAUCUGUUUCGUUCUGAGGCCAUGUUCCUGCUUCUAUCCAAUUUUACUGGCUUAAAACUGCAUUUCCUCGCAGCCUCAGAUGAUAGUGAUGAACACGAGAAUGAACUGGAGAUGUCUAGUGGAAGUGAACAUCCAUGUUCCAGCAAUGAAAAGUGUGGCAAUUCACAUUUAAUGUAUAUUGAAGGCAAUGACAGCAGAGGAGAAAUAAAAGUUGAAACAGAAAAAACAAUGCCAGGGGAUGGUUCACAAGAGCCUGGUGUCCCUGUUUGCCGAGGAGAACUACGAUAUUGGAAAAAUGGAUACUACACACUUAUACAUAACACCAAUAUGGAAAACACAGAGUUUUCCCUGGACCUGUUGUUGAGCUGUGGCUGCAAAGACUGGCAUGAGGAAUUUGGUGGUGUCACUUCAUACGUUGCAAAAGGGGAAGAUGAAGAGUUACUUACCCUUUGUCCAGAAGACAACGCAUUGGCAUUGAUCUACCGCGAUAAAGAAACGCUGAAGUUUGUGAAACAUGUUAACCAGAGGAGCAUCAGUCAGUGUAACUGGAAGCAUGUCGAGAAGGGGUUCUGGGACUUUUCCUUUGUAUAUUAUGAAUGAUGGCACAUCUGCUUUUCUUAAGUUGUUGCGUCUAAUAUGGCAUGGCGCAUAUUGCCAUUGUUUUCUAGAUGAGAAGAUUUUGUAGCAACAUGUGUCAGGUCUUUCCAAGGUCUAAUAUAUAAUGGUUGCAUUUGGAUUUCAGAUGGGCUGCUAAUUGGCUUUUCCAGAAGUUUGUUGACUUGAAUGAGGGACUUAUUAGGCCUGGCAAAGGUACUGUUGAAGUCUCAAAUUCAUAUAAUUCUUUGAAAUUUAUUUUGUGGUCUUCAUUUCCUGAUUAAAAAUGUGUUUGAAAAAAUCUGAAGUAAGCCUUCCUUAAUUUCUUGCAUCUUAUGU
This is a messenger RNA of Mobula hypostoma (lesser devil ray), 2357 nucleotides long. RefSeq names its product 2-oxoglutarate and iron-dependent oxygenase domain containing 1 (gene ogfod1). NCBI's taxonomy places the organism in Eukaryota, Metazoa, Chordata, Chondrichthyes, Myliobatiformes, Myliobatidae. Gene Ontology annotation, cellular component: cytoplasm. The coding region runs from base 324 to 2024 and encodes 566 amino acids. Gene Ontology annotation, molecular function: L-ascorbic acid binding; iron ion binding; peptidyl-proline dioxygenase activity. Gene Ontology annotation, biological process: peptidyl-proline hydroxylation; regulation of translational termination. The record is from RefSeq and is a predicted model, not a curated record. The transcript has 13 exons.